UAAUCCACUGAUGUCUUAUUUAAUAAAUACAUUAAAAACUAAUUUAUCAUCUUGCACAACAUCACGUCAUCUCAUAAUACGUUUUAUGAGUUCAUCAAGUUCUGUAAUAUCCGCAAACAAGAAACACUUGGUUCCUACAUCUGGUACAUAUCCUGCUGGAUUUAAGGUAACAGGUCUUCAUUGUGGCGUAAAGAAAAAUGGAACAAAAGAUUUAGCUUUAAUUGUUUCCGAUAGACCAUGUACUGCUGCUUCAGUAUUCACUACCAACGUAUUUAAAGCCGCACCGGUUUUAUUAUCACGUGAAAUUUUAGAAAAGAAAACAGGACAAAAUAUUCAUGGAAUAGUCACAAAUUCUGGAUGUGCUAAUGCUGUAACUGGUGUAAAAGGGAUUGAAAAUGCAAAAAAAAUGUCUGAUGAAGUUUCAAAAUUAGUUGGUGUAGAAUCAAGUACUUUAGUUAUGUCAACUGGUGUUAUCGGUCAACAUUUACAAAUUGAAAAAAUCGUACAAGGAAUAAAUUCCGCAUAUCAAAAAGCUACUGAUGGAACUCACGAAGGAUGGAUGGAAGUAGCUGAAGCAAUUAUGACUACUGAUACUUUUCCUAAACUUCGAUCCGAUCGAUUCGUUUUACCUUCUGGGUUAAGUUAUAAUAUGGCAGGAAUUACUAAAGGUGCAGGAAUGAUUCAUCCUAAUAUGGCGACACUUUUAGCAACAAUUGUGACAGAUGCACCAAUUUCUGCACCUGUACUAAAUGAAGCACUUAAAUAUGCGGUGGAUAGAUCUUUCAACUCAAUCAGUAUAGAUGGAGAUAUGAGUACGAAUGAUACUUUUGCUAUCUUGGCAAAUGGAGCUGCUGCAAGUGAUCAGGGAAAAAUGAUUAAUGAUGUAAAAGGACAAGAUUAUUUACAAUUUCGAGAUGAUCUUACGAACUUUGCAGCUGACUUGGCUAAAUUAGUAGUUAGAGAUGGCGAAGGUGCUACGAAAUUUGUUACUAUACAUGUUAAGGGAGCACCAACAUUUUCCGAUGCCAAAAAAGUGGCAUCCACAAUUUCAACAUCAGCACUUGUAAAAACCGCACUUUUUGGUCAAGAUGCAAAUUGGGGUAGAGUUCUUUGUGCAGUUGGUUACUCUGGUGUUUCAUCCAUCGUUCCGAACAAAGUUUCUGUUUCAUUUAUACCAACUGAUGGAUCAACACCUUUAAAACUGCUUACUCUUGGUGAACCCGAAAAUGUUGAUGAAGAUAGAGCGUUGGAAAUUUUAAAGAUGGAAGAACUGGAAAUUAGAGUAGAUUUGGGUAUUGGUAAUGAGGAAGCUAAAAUGUGGACAUGCGAUUUUAGUUAUGAAUAUAUUAAAAUCAAUGCCGAAUAUAGAAGUUAA
This is a messenger RNA of Dentiscutata erythropus, 1375 nucleotides long. The record is from the annotation of a GenBank genome assembly. Lineage: Eukaryota; Fungi; Glomeromycota; Glomeromycetes; Diversisporales; Gigasporaceae.